Molecule: messenger RNA, 2899 nt
Organism: Xenopus laevis (African clawed frog)
Lineage: Eukaryota; Metazoa; Chordata; Amphibia; Anura; Pipidae
Gene: hspbap1.L
Product: HSPB (heat shock 27kDa) associated protein 1 L homeolog
Cellular component (GO): cytoplasm
Molecular function (GO): metal ion binding
Source: RefSeq, marked provisional
GCGACGGAGAGACUGAAGUGAAGGGGCCAUGGAGCCUGCGCAGGAGGGAGAGAGAGGUCAAUUACCAAAACCCUUCACACCUCAGCAAACAAGAGAUCUCAUCCUAAAUCUUACCCAACCCACUGUCUUCAACCAUAUGGUGUCUGAUUGGCCGGCCUCAGCUUGGAAUGUCGACUACCUGUCAUCUGUACUAAGGGAUAACCUGUUGUGCUUCAGGAUUGGGAGGAAGGUGUUAAAUACAGAACCCCAGUUUGAAACCCAUUGCAGUUACAUCAGUGGCACCCUAGGGCAGUUCCAGAAGUGGGUCGGUGGAACUUCACAAGAUGAUUGGGGCUCAUUCUCUGAUUAUGAUCACUCUGAAUACUGGGCCUAUGCAGACUACAAAUACCUGGCGGUAGUGUUUAAAGACCAAGCAGAGAUGCUGCAGGACGUGGUGUGGGCGGAUUUUGGGUUUCCCGGAAGAGAUGGCAAGGAAAGUUCCCUCUGGGUUGGUAGCUUCGGGGCCAAUACUCCAUGCCAUGUGGAUUCCUAUGGCUGCAAUUUGGUGCUACAGGUGGAAGGCAGGAAAACAUGGCACCUUUUCCCCCCAGAAGACACCCCAUACAUGUACCCCACCAGAAUACCGUAUGAGGAGUCCAGUAUUUUCAGCAAAGUCAACAUUGUAAAGCCAGACCAGAGCCGCUUUCCUUUAUUCUCCAGGGCCAGCCCACAUGUGGUCACUUUACACCCAGGCCAGGUUCUCUUCGUGCCCCAACACUGGUGGCAUUACGUUCAGUCAGUCGAUGACAUCACAGUCAGCAUUAAUUCCUGGAUAGAGCUGGAUUCUGAUCAUGAAUUUCGCGUGCAGGAGGCCAUAACACGGACACUUGUGUGUCUGUUCAAAUCUGUUGAUCCCCGCAGCACCCUAGACUGGCUCAAUCCAACCGAGGAUGAGGUCCCCUCCCACCAGACCAACAUGCAGUACCUGAGCAGAUCGGUUGCCGCCUACGCAGAGCAUCACAAGCAGGAGCAACAGAGCAGUGACAGCUGCCCAGGAAACUCGGGUCCCAAAAAGAGAAAGACGGGGAAAGAUGCAAAAGCUGCAGAAGACGUCUCCCUCCCCAGUGCACCUUUUGGGCCCUUUCUCACUCCUGUUUUACCCAUUCCUAAAGGGACCAAUCUAGGAAGGGCAGAGAAUUCCUUAGCUGAUAAGCAGCAGAAUGCUAGUACAGAGAUACAACCCCACCCCAUGGUCAAAGCAUAUGACUCCAGCCCUGGACAAUCAAACUCAGGCCGAAUCAUAUCAAGUGAUGAGGUGAUGGACUGCUUGGUGGAUCCCCGAGUCAUCCAGCUUGUAACUGAGCUCUUGCUGCAAAGGCACAACCCUUAAUCUCCAGGCAGGUGUCAUGCCUCCUACUGCAUUAUAUAGUGGAAGUUAGUAUCUCAGGGUACUUCCAGCCUCAGAAGAGCAAUCAGUAUUGGGUUUCUAGUCCAGGCAGUUUCCUUCAUGGAUAUGUACCUUACUGCUUCUGCACAAUAGAGAGAGCACUAGGAACAUUGAGAUCUAAGGAGAAACUCUAGACUUUUUGUUGCUGCAGAACAACAUUAUGUAUAACAGCGCCCCUAGUCUUGUUUCUUUAUAUCUCUUGGACCUAUUUUAAUGGAAAAUUCUAUAUAGUUAGUAGGCUCUGGUAUUUCUGGAAGAUUGGCUCAGAGGUUACUGCAUAGAAAACCUGCAAAAAAACGGAUUCAUAGAUGAUUAUUAGCAUUACCGCUUCUCACCAGUAUAACCCAACGACUAAUGUGUCUCAUAAGGCUGCAAUAAAACAGCACCACCAUCUGAUCUGAUCCACACUAUCAUCUUUAACAGUAGGAUCACAUUGGAUUUUACUGGUCAAAAUCUAAAAAUCCAGUUGGCUGAUUGUGCUACUAUGACCUGAGUUUUCUAUCCAUCAGUCUUGUCUUGCAGUGCCAUCAUUGUGGUGUGUGCUGCUGCUGUACAAACGCUGUCAGUUGCCUGACUCUGGUGCUUCUGGUAAUGACAUUUGUAUUCUGGGUUUGACAGACUGCUCCCUGUAGGUACUGAACUGGAGCCAGUCAGGGAUCCACAGGUUCAGUAUUUUCCUUUUAAAAAAUUAUGUUCGCAAGAAAUGGUGCCGAAUCUUAUAAAGUGCAGACCAACUGAAUCUUCUGUGCCACUUUAUGGCAUUUCCAUGAUGCCACCUCUUUACUUCUCGUUAUAGUGUUUAUCUCUUUCCCCCCCUCUCUCUUUUGCCCUCCCUUCUGUUGCUUUCUGUUUUUUUUGGGAAAUGCAGAACUGGGUCUCUGGUUCUUGCACUUGAAACAUUGUAUCAGAUAUCGAUUCUCUUCCAGGUCUGUAAUUAGCAUGCCUCUGCUACACUAUUUCAGGAGUCAGCCAGCAGUGCAGAGAAUAUAAACAGAUUGCUUCUAAUAGCAAUAGCGGUUACGCCUAACUAUAAACGGAAGAAAUGGAUAUUGGGAAGUUGCUUGGACUUACAGUGUAUUUUCUAUCAUUAGACAAAACACAAUUUUUGGUUUAGUUUUCCUUUAACAAAGUUGCUAUCUCAGUACCAGUCUCAUGUUCUGAUGGGAUUGAUGCUGAUUUAUCCACCAGAGAGGUUCUUUUAUUCUUGUUUUCCAGUUUUUGCCAUUACUUUAGAUCAUGUGACCUUUUUGCAGAUAUUAAUGAAUUCUAAGUUUCCCCUUAUUUCCCAAAACUUUCCAUUACUGCAUUGCUAUUGGCCCCGCGCUACAUUAUUGCACCAACUUGUUUCUUCUGCAUUUGUGCCUCCGGCAGUUUGUAGCUGCGAGACAAUGUAACAGCGUUUCAGGGGUCCACGUGACUCUUAAUGUGCCAUAAUGAUGCUUUUAGCAGUGCAAUAAAUUAGCUCUUACAAAA